GCGUACAGCAGCCACCUGCCUUUUGGUCAGUCAACUGCGUCACAACAACAACAACAACUCUCCACAAAAAUGUAUCACUCCAGUGCCGGUUACCCGGAUCUGACGGGUGGUGCGGCGGGCAACGGCGGCUACCAUCACCAAACAGCUAUGAAUGCGCCCGUCUAUGUGCCCUCGAACCGCGCGCUCACACAGAGCCAGUACAAUCACGUGGCUACACAUUUUGGCACGGCUGCGGCACAAAACGCCUGGACAACGGAUAGUUUUGGCACAGCGCACGCGCAACUGCCGGCACAAUUUUAUACGAUGGGCUCUUGGCGUGCUGCCUACGAUCCGACCGGCUUUCAGCGUUCGUCACCCUAUGAGAAUGCGAUUGAUUUUCAGUUUGGUGAGGGACGCGAAUGUGUGAAUUGUGGCGCGAUUAGUACGCCGUUAUGGCGACGUGACGGCACCGGUCACUAUCUGUGCAACGCUUGCGGUCUCUAUCAUAAAAUGAACGGCAUGAAUAGACCGCUUAUCAAGCCGAGCAAGCGACUGGUGAGUGCAACGGCAACCCGAAGGCUGGGCUUGUGCUGCACCAAUUGCGGUACACGCACCACAACGCUUUGGCGCCGCAACAAUGAAGGCGAACCCGUGUGUAAUGCCUGUGGACUUUACUUCAAGUUGCACGGUGUCAAUCGACCGCUAGCAAUGCGGAAGGAUGGCAUACAGACACGCAAGCGAAAGCCGAAAAAGUCAAACAGCUCGACGGAUGGAGCGAAAGAUGGCAAAGAAGAUGAUUUGAAAACUUCGCUCGCCUUAGAGCGCCACAGUUUGCCCUCAUCGGUGGCGCUCUCUGCCAAACUGCAGUCCGAUAUGGCACUUAAAGGCAACAACAGUCUCAACAAUACAAUUAGCAGUAUGAACAGUAGCAAUUCCUUGCACAACAUCAGUCUGAAUGCCAUCAACAGUUCGCCAUCGUCCAGCGGUUCACUGCACAAUCCACUUAGCCAUCACAUGCAUUUGCCCUCAGCAGCCGCACAACAGUCCCGCCAUUCAACCAUUUCACACACACAUUCACAUGCGCUCUCCUCAUCCUCCACCAGCAAUACACCCACCGUGCACUCAGCCAGCACAGCGUCAUCUCUAAGCUCACACAUGUAUUCGCCGCAAAGUAAUGCGAGUGCUGCGCAACUGUCCAGCUCAAGUUUCGGCUCACACGUUAUCUCCAAGUACGAGCACCUGCUUUCGACCAGCGGCAGCGCUGGUGGCGCAGCUGGUGUCAACAGCAACAUUGGAAAUCUCAACAAUUCAUCCACAAGCGCUGUCUCGCUCUCCAACGGCAUUUCCACCAGCACGCCCAGCCCGAAUUAUCAUCACUCAGCGGCGGCGGCGGCGCAUCUCCAUCACCACCAUCAUCAUCACCAUCCAACCGCGUCGGCGGCGCAUCAUGCCGCCUCACAUCAUCCGGGUACACAUCACUCAGCGGCCGCGUUGGGCCAACACAGCGGCAGCUCACACAUCAGUUCGGCUGAUGGCAAUGCGGCUGUUGGCGGUUACAGCGUCAAAUCGGAAGCCAAUGCCAGCAAUUAUGAUUAUGUGAGUAACUGCUACUUUGGCGGCUCUUUUCCGCCAUUGAGCGCCUCCAGCGCUGCGUCGGCUGCCGGCGGCGGCAUGAGCAUGGGCAUGGGUAUGGGCGUGGGCAUGGGCGUUGGCAUGCAUGGAAUGCACAGCUCAACGGGCGAACUGGCGAGCUAUCACCAUCAUCAGCACAAUGUCAUACAGGCGGCCAAAUUAAUGGCCACAUCGUAAGUGUAAAUGGUAUGUGUAUGUGGACUGUAUGGUUUCUCGACAGCGUGGACUUUAUGCGUCCUCAGUAGGAGAUCUAGCAAGUUUCAUGUAAUGUAUUGUAUGCAACUGCGAUUUUAGUGUUAUCUCAACUUUAUUGUACAAAAAAUAUUUUUAAUAAUAAUAAAACCAAAAUAGUUUGUUAGAAAGAUUAGAAAUAUAAUCACAAUCAAAAUGUAUCCCAACUGUAAUAAUUAAGUGUAGUAAUUAAUUGUGUUUCGAGUGUUGCAAGCAGUUGCUCCUUUUCUCUGAUGUGUAACAAUAGAUUAGUAGUUUCAAUUAGAUCUGCAAACAAAUUAUAGUACGCAUUAGCCUUAGCAGUCUUAUAGACUUUACAUGCCUACAUUUAAUCAUUAAUCACUCAUGUGUUUGUAAGUAGUAUUAAAAUGUAUUAUAUAUGUAUAAUAUUAAACGCCAAUAUGUUAACUGAACGAUAUCGAAUUGUAUUAUAAAUAGCAUUAGUGCAAUAUGAAGAAAAGAAUUCUAAUAAAAUGUGAAAACCGCAAGAAUAACUCAUU
Molecule: messenger RNA, 2342 nt
Organism: Bactrocera neohumeralis
Lineage: Eukaryota; Metazoa; Arthropoda; Insecta; Diptera; Tephritidae
Product: GATA-binding factor A
Exons: 3
Coding region: 70-1788 (572 amino acids)
Biological process (GO): positive regulation of transcription by RNA polymerase II; negative regulation of transcription by RNA polymerase II; cell fate commitment
Molecular function (GO): zinc ion binding; RNA polymerase II cis-regulatory region sequence-specific DNA binding; DNA-binding transcription factor activity, RNA polymerase II-specific
Source: RefSeq, a predicted model, not a curated record